UUUUCCCGCUUUUGGAACAAAAGGAGAGGUUUUUUAUUUUUUAUUUUUUAAAAUUACGUUGUUUAUCUUCUCUGGAAUAAGAGACCGGAGAUAGAUAAACAGACAAAAAGAGAAAGCCAACUGAGAGCAAUCGACCUCUGAAAUUAAGCUUUCGAUUCUGUACUAUCAAAUGCUAUAGUUAGCUUUCUGCUUCAAUCUACUAGUUUUGAGCAAUGGCUCUCGGCAGCUUGAUUUCUGGCCGGAAUUUCGGUUAUUUUAUUGGCUCAGGCAACGUUUGUCAAACAGAACCGACUAUUUCAUAUGACAAGGGAGAGCGAUCAGGCAUAGCUGCUAGAAAGUUUGCAAAUGGGGGCAUCUUUUAUAGAAACCUUCAUAGCCGAGCGGCCAUUGCUUUUAAUUCCAGAUUCUCACAUUCCCCAUUUAUACAAGUCACCAAUCAUUCAGGUGAAAAAGCUUCAAAAUCCUUAGCAACUCAUCCCCAUCAAAGGAGUCUAGGAAGAUGUGAGUGUUCUUCAUAUCCCUCUGUUGGUAAUUGCAGUCAGUUGAAUAGAAGGCAAUGGCAGCAUUUUGAGCAUGUCAAGUUAAAUAGAACCCGUGCUUACUAUAAAUCUGAGGAGUAUGACAUAACAGAAGCUGCUUUGGACUCACUGAAGUCAGCAGAGGGGUCAACCGAGGCUGUAUUAAUAGAAGGAAAUUUGCAACCUUGGUGGCAGCAGUUUCCAAAACGCUGGGUGAUUGUGCUGCUCUGUUUUAUGGCGUUUCUUUUAUGCAACAUGGACCGUGUAAACAUGAGUAUUGCAAUACUUCCAAUGUCACAAGAGUUCAACUGGAACAGUGCAACAGUUGGUUUAAUUCAGUCCUCAUUUUUCUGGGGCUACCUUAUGACUCAGAUUCUUGGAGGCAUUUGGGCAGAUAAAAUUGGUGGAAAGCUAGUAUUGGGUUUUGGAGUGGUCUGGUGGUCUAUAGCCACAGUUUUGACUCCUAUUGCAGCAAGAAUUGGACUCCCUUUUCUGCUGAUGAUGCGUGCUUUCAUGGGAAUUGGUGAGGGUGUUGCUAUGCCUGCCAUGAAUAACAUUCUUUCUAAGUGGAUUCCAGUGGCAGAGAGAAGUAGAUCCCUUGCCCUAGUUUACAGUGGCAUGUAUCUAGGUUCCGUCACAGGAUUGGCCAUCUCUCCCAUUCUAAUCCAUAAAUUUGGGUGGCCUUCUGUCUUUUAUUCAUUUGGCUCCCUUGGAAGUGUCUGGUUUGCUUUAUGGCUAAGAAAGGCAUAUAGUUCACCAAAGGAAGACCCAGAGCUCAGUGCACAGGAAAAAAUACUUAUCUUGCAUGGCAGCACGUCAAAGGAACCUGCUCAUGUCAUUCCAUGGAAAUUAAUAUUAACAAAAGCACCUGUUUGGGCGCUUAUUAUUUCUCACUUCUGCCAUAACUGGGGAACCUUUAUUCUGUUAACAUGGAUGCCUACAUACUACAAUCAGGUUUUGAAGUUUAACCUCACUGAAUCUGGGCUAUUCUGUGUCUUGCCAUGGUUGACCAUGGCUAUUUUUGCGAAUGUUGGAGGGUGGAUUGCUGAUACACUUGUGAGCAAAGGUCUUUCCAUAACCACUGUUCGAAAGAUCAUGCAAUCAAUUGGGUUUCUAGGACCAGCGUUUUUUCUUACUCAGCUGAGUCACGUUAGGACUCCUGCCAUGGCUGUACUGUGCAUGGCAUGCAGUCAGGGUUCUGAUGCAUUCUCUCAGUCUGGUCUAUAUUCCAAUCACCAAGAUAUUGGCCCCCGAUAUGCUGGAGUUCUCUUAGGACUAUCAAACACAGCGGGAGUGCUUGCUGGUGUCUUUGGUACUGCUGCAACUGGGUACAUUCUCCAAAGAGGUUCUUGGGAUGAUGUGUUUAAGGUGGCUGUUGUGUUAUACAUCAUAGGCACAUUAGUGUGGAACAUCUUUUCAACUGGAGAGAAAGUUCUUGACUAAGAUUGAAGUGCAAGAAUGGGGUGAGGAUGCUCUGCGCAAGGGAGAUUGUAGGUAGGGAGAUCCCAAAAUAGAGAACUGAAGUAAUACUGAAAAAAAUCUCCAAAAAAUAAAAUAAAAUCGCAUGUGCAGGAGGAAAAACCUUGCUGAAACAUUUAAGGCUAAGAUGCCACAGUCGAAGUUUUGCUGCCACCUGGGUUGGCUUUAAUAGACCUUUUUCAGUUACAUGUCAUUUUCUUUUCUUUUCUUUAUCAAGAAAAUGUCAUUUAUUUUCAA
Messenger RNA from Manihot esculenta (cassava), 2234 nucleotides. RefSeq names its product ascorbate transporter, chloroplastic. The coding region runs from base 213 to 1961 and encodes 582 amino acids. The transcript is spliced from 11 exons. Gene Ontology annotation, molecular function: transmembrane transporter activity. NCBI's taxonomy places the organism in Eukaryota, Viridiplantae, Streptophyta, Magnoliopsida, Malpighiales, Euphorbiaceae. The record is from RefSeq and is a predicted model, not a curated record. Gene Ontology annotation, biological process: transmembrane transport.